AGUACGGGAAUGUGCUGAUAUUAUUAAACAAUUUUUUUCGUUUGUUUAGUAAUCUUAAAUCAUUUUCCACCGGUGCGUGUUAAAGAAAAUUUAAAUAUUGACUUAUUUUAUAAAGAUAUUCUCAUAACAAGUUUAUCUCGUCGAGAGAAUCCGACGACAGCCUUACUUAUUCGUGGCAGACUACGCGGGUAAACGAGUUAUAUUUGAAUAAUGAAUAUUAAGUGGUUCAUUAAUUUAGCAGUUCUAUUAGUGGCGAGUGAUAAUCUAGUGCAGACAUACAACAUAUCAGUAUACGACAUUUGUCCCUUAUAUAAAAAGGGCGCUAGCUUGAACAUAUACGACGUGGUGGGGCGUUGGAUGACAGUCUACACGCAACCAAGGGCGAUAGAUUGCUUUAAAUUUCAAGUUAGAGCAACUACUGACUUGGAGCGAGAACAAUACGUAAUAAAGUAUGGAGAGUUCGGCGGCCGCGUGGACUGGAACCUUUGUCUCUUGCAAGUGGAGACACUGGCGGGGAAACACUUCUUAAUGGGUAACGGUUCAGAGUCAGGACUCCUGGAAAAUAUUAUCAUAAUGGAGAAUAAAUAUGGCGACUAUACGUUACAAAACCAGAGUGCAGACCAAUGGAUGUUGUUUGGUCGCCGCGGGAGUGAAGUGUUGAUGAUCCGUGAUUGCUACGGGGAAACGGCAGCCGCCUUCGCGCGCGCCCCCUACUGGCCGUCCACGCACGAACUUAGUGCAAUAUUCCACCGCAGCGGGAUUGCUGCACAAACCCGUGGACGCCUACUUUGUGAGCCUCACGAGAUACCGAGAAGGCAGCAGCAGUACGCAGCCAGCUACUCACACAAUAGAAACAGGAAUUACUAAGCAACGGCGACGUACCAAACAAUCGUUGUGUUUUUAACGUUAAAAUAAAAUAAAAGAAAACUCGUUAUGUUUAAAAAAUA
This is a messenger RNA of Spodoptera frugiperda (fall armyworm), 947 nucleotides long. RefSeq lists its product as uncharacterized. The transcript is spliced from 3 exons. NCBI's taxonomy places the organism in Eukaryota, Metazoa, Arthropoda, Insecta, Lepidoptera, Noctuidae. The record is from RefSeq and is a predicted model, not a curated record. The coding region runs from base 211 to 867 and encodes 218 amino acids.